Solanum stenotomum is the source of this 1158-nucleotide messenger RNA. Its product is annotated as replication protein A 70 kDa DNA-binding subunit B-like. The coding region runs from base 247 to 1158 and encodes 303 amino acids. NCBI's taxonomy places the organism in Eukaryota, Viridiplantae, Streptophyta, Magnoliopsida, Solanales, Solanaceae. The transcript has 8 exons. The record is from RefSeq and is a predicted model, not a curated record.
CUUGGAUACGAAAAUCCACUUAACGAAUUCGUUUGGACACUCGAUAAAAACACCAUUGUUGAACCAGUUGAAGAGGUCAAACCUCCAGAGGAUCCAUUACCACCACCAACACGACUAACUUUUACCACAUUUAACACUUAUGAGUAUCAAUCCAAAGAAUUUGAAUUUGAUGUACUUGCCAUUGUCAUUAAUGGUAGUCCUUCAACAAAGACUGCAACUGGAAAACGAAUUCAAGAGUUUAUUGUCAUGGACAAGCUGAAAAAACCAACAAAACUGACACUUUGGGAGGAUUUCAUUGAUCAUGAGGGAGUUAAACUUUUCAACCAACUUCAUGAUUACCCGAUCAUUCUUGCUAGGAGAAUUGGGAAAUCAUCUUCAGGAAUGUCGAAUAGAUUCGUUGGUUUGACGAGCAAAUUCAAUGCAACAAUUGAAAUCAAUCCUCCAUAUCCACAGGCUGCCGAAUUAAGGACGUGGAUCAAAACAAUUGAAACAAAGCUUGUUGCUUAUAAGAUGAAAAGUACAACUCCAAUAGGCUCUAUUAUGUUGAUUCCAUUUGAGGAUGAGGUUAUAUCUGUGGCUAACAUCCAAGCACAACCUCCGGGACAAGUAUUUAAUGUUGAGGCUGAAUUGUCCCUUGCAAGUAAGGAUCAACGCUUUAGUGUGUUGGCAUGCUCAAAUUGUAAGCAAUUGUUCACGAGAUAUAACGUCCGAAGGGAAAUCUACUGCACAAGUUGUCACCAAUCCACACAUCUUAUUCCUAGAUGUCAAUUUGAAGUUACUAUUAAGGACAACAGCGGUUUUGCAACAGCUAUUGUUUCGGAUGAAAUUGCAGAGAAAAUGUUGCACCUCACUUCAGAAGAGAUUUAUGAAAUUUGCUUCAUCAAGAAAGAAACAUUAUCGCUCCAAAAUGUGGAAGAUCAAUUGAACGGCAAGAUAUUCAACAUUCAAAUGAAAAGGCCAUUCACAAAAAAAAUGGAUGCAACACAAAAAUUAUUCAUUUUGUCUUACCUGGAGAAACAAGAUGUAAUUCAUAAACCAAUGACAUCUACGACUGUCAAUGUUACAGAUCCGAAAAAGCGCACAAUUGAACAUCUUAGUUCAGGGGAAAAAGAAUAUCCUAGCAUGGAAAUGAAAAAUUCUCCCAUGAAAAAGAAUUAA